This is a messenger RNA of Ctenopharyngodon idella (grass carp), 1363 nucleotides long. It is a transcript of the gene kctd12.2, whose product is annotated as potassium channel tetramerisation domain containing 12.2. Lineage: Eukaryota; Metazoa; Chordata; Actinopteri; Cypriniformes; Xenocyprididae. The record is from RefSeq and is a predicted model, not a curated record. Gene Ontology annotation, biological process: protein homooligomerization; regulation of G protein-coupled receptor signaling pathway. The transcript has a single exon. Gene Ontology annotation, cellular component: presynaptic membrane; postsynaptic membrane. The coding region runs from base 69 to 881 and encodes 270 amino acids. Gene Ontology annotation, molecular function: protein binding.
UGAAAUAUUUCUUUCCACUCUUCUUUAGUCCCGUGAUUGCACCAGAGGUCUCGCGCAGCUGUGCAGAGAUGGAUAAAAGUCGCGCGGACGCUUCACAGCGAUUCUCCGAAAUUAUUGAGCUCAAUGUCGGAGGGCAAGUUUACGUUACGCGGCACUCAACUUUACUCUCCGUGCCAAAUUCUUUACUCUGGACAAUGUUCAGUGAGAAGAAACCCGCGGAACUUACCACCGACAGCAAAGGACGCUUCUUUUUGGACAGGGACGGAUUUUUGUUCAGAUAUAUUCUGGAUUACUUGCGGGACCAGACUCUGGUUUUGCCCGAUUACUUCAAAGAGAAAGCGAGCCUUCUUAAAGAGGCAGAAUAUUUUCAACUUCAAGAGCUGGUGAGACGCCUGAGACCGGCAGUCAGUAAAGAGAACUCUAUCACCGAGGAGGUGUGCCAGAGCGACCCGGAGGAGGCUGCGCUCGCAGGCACCAGUAUCGCCAGCACCGGCCCUCGCUCACCGUCUCUGGACGCGAAAAAAACCGGCUACAUAACAAUCGGGUACAGGGGCUCCUAUACCAUAGGACGAGACAUCCAACAGGACGCCAAAUUUCGACGGGUGGCGAGAAUCACAGUGUGCGGAAAAACGUCUCUCGCCAAAGAAGUUUUCGGGGAGACUCUGAACGAGAGCAGAGACCCCGACAGACUCCCAGAGAGAUACACGUCUCGGUAUUACCUGAAGUAUAAUUUCCUGGAGCAAGCCUUUGACAGGCUGGCGGAGGUGGGCUUCCACAUGGUUGCUUGUAGCUCCACGGGCACCUGCGCGUACUCGAGUAACGACCCCAACGAGGACAAAAUCUGGACGAGUUAUACCGAGUACGUUUUUUGCAGGGAGUGAAGGGGACUCACUUUUGGGAACUGUUAUUCAAACACAUUUCUCGGACACUAACCUUUACCAUUCCUUGCGCACCACGAAUGUGUAGUUUUGUGCCACAAUGUCAUAUGUAAAGAAAAAAAUAAUAGGGACCGUCAAUCGCUGGGCAGACGUAUUGUGCAUAUUUGUGUGUAAGUAAUAAUUUAACAACAGCGGAUCUCCAAAAUCUGUCGUCUGUUCCCAGAAUGCAAACAGCCACUGAUGGCAUUUUCCAGUAUUUAACUACAAUAAGGUUUGGACUGGAGGAAGCACAAAAUGUACUUUCGGUGAUAUGACCUUUGAAUUCAAAUCAACCUUUAUACUCAAGUUCUUAAUAUUUUGUGAUAUUAAAAGUUCAUUACAUUCCUGCAUUUACACAUUUCCCUCUGAUUAUAUGGGAUUAUUAACAGUUUUGUUUUGAUGUCUGUCAGCUUCACACACAUAUAAUAAACUAAUCAUGAAAGACA